UACCUGGCCAAAGUUGUGUGUUUACCAGGGACAACCCUGUGCUUUGAGUUCUCCCUGAGCUGUCAAUCUCCUGUUAUUACUAAUCUGUCUACAGAUGAGUAAACUAAGGUUCAGAGAGAUUACAUGACUUAUCCAUGUUAUACAGUGAUCAAGAAGUGGAGCCAGGAUUUGAACCCAUGAAGUCCCACUCCAAAUUCUUUCAUAUAAGUUUACACGGAAAAAAAUUUAGAUAAGAUGUUCAGGUGCCCUCUUUCCUGCCUGCUUAAAAAAAAAAAACCUGAAAGAAUUUUUUAAUUGUUUUUGUUUUCAUAAUUGAUAAUCGUGUGGGGAGUACUGAUUCCCCAAGUGGGUCACAAGGAGUUAUCCUGAGCAGGAAUGCUCUUGCUGUCCCCCUUGCUCCUGUACUCAGUCUAUCUCUUGAGGACACAGCACCAAGUAAAUUUCACCGAUUGAGUGCUCCUACAUUCUAGAAAAUGGCGCUCUACACUCACAAGGGCACGUAUAUAAAUUGGCAUUUCAACUAUGUCUUCAACAGGCCAUACCAUCGCUCUUUUAUGUUGGCCAUUUCUGGGUGGUGCAGAAUGUGAUAGAUCCAGUGGACUCCGUGGUCAUGUGCCCACUGCUGUGCCUCCUUUGCAGUAAAAUGGGUCCUUGGUCCCACAAGGCCGUGUGGGGUCCUGCGCUGGUGGAUCUAAAAGUCUUUAUGUCCUCAGAAAGUGUUGUGUUUGAGGCCCUGUGGGCAGCAAAGGCAAACCCAACAUACUAUAUGGGUCUAUUUCUGACUAAAUACAUAAAUCAUUGCACUUUCCAAAAUGGAAGGGAUCCAAGCUAGUCAGCUUGCCACCAAGCGGCUUCGCUGGUGUCUUCAAAGAUAGCACUGUUCAGUUGGUCAUUCUUGCUGGAAGGUUAAACAUUUGGCAGCAGCAAUAGCUAGAUUGGCCUUGAAAUAGAAGCCCAUCUUUACUGCAACCACGUAGAGCCUCUAUCGCCGACAAUCAUGGCUACUCCACCCACGCACCCAUUAUGCCAACAUAGGGGUGGCCAACAACAGGCUGGCUCAUGUCCAUUGGCUAAUUCAUUUUGUCAACCUGAUCCCUUACUAUCUCUUCCAUGGUUUAUUCUAAUGAGGGUUAACAGAGGUCCAUCCACAUUCCUCUACGCCAGACCUCCUCGUCCUGAUCUUCUCAUCUUUCCCCUCUGAUCAGCCAACCACGUCAUUCACCACUGUCCAUAAGUCCAGACACAUUUAUACUGAAGCCACUCCUCUUGCCACAGAAAGUAGAUCAUUAGGAACACUACCGGAAGCUCUGCCUAGUGGGAGGACUUCUUUUCUUCUUACAAGGCCAGCUCAAAAAGUACAGCAGUGCAGCCACCAUUUCAGCAUGCCCCCACAUGCCUAGCCAACUCAUCCAUGAAUCAAGUGUGGGCUUCCUCUUCCACCAUCUGCUGCUCAUAUGGGAUCCCCUAUCAGCCAUGGGGAAGAGCUGAGGGAGGGGCACAGCAGUAGACAGCAUGAGGAUCCAGGCUUCUGUGCUCCUACAGUUCACAUAUUUCCUUCAGCCCUGCUCAAGUCGUCCUUCCAUCUCAUGAGGGAUUGCUCUUGGAGAUGCCUGACCUUCUGACCUAAUGAGAAUGAGAGAACCCAAAUCAUGAUGAGCAGUUCUGCCACCUGAUGUCCCACGGUCAGGGUUUUGUCUCUAUCCAAGCUAUGGAAGAAUGCCAGGAGUUAUUUUAUGAAAAGCAUAAAGUUCUGUACUGCAGAUGGCAGUCUUGUUCUAGAACCCAAGGGGCUUGGGUUUUUAUUCUCCCACUGGUUCACCAUCUUGAAAACUCUGACAUCAUAGGAUCUCCUAGAUCAUAUGAACCAAGCACAGAGCCACUUCUACCACACAGCCUGCACCUGCUGCAGAUCACUCUUCUGCUGUGGGCCAGAUCAAAACUGGCAGCCUUGAAGGGAAGCAGAAAUCCAAAAUGUCUUUAAGAUGAGUUUAAAGUUGUGUUGUUCAAUACAGUAGCCACUACCCCCAUGUGUCUACUGAGCACUUGAAAUGUGGCUUAUGACAAAUGUUGAAAUGGUAAUACAAUUGUGUUCGCAGCCGCCGCCGCGCUGCCUCUCGCUCCCCGAGCUCCAGCCGAAGGAGUAGGGGGGUAAGUAAGGAGGGCUCUGUACCAUGGCUCGUACAAAGCAGACUGCCCGCAAAUUGACCGGUGGUAAAGCACCCAGGAAGCAACUGGCUACAAAAGCCGAUCGCUACUGUGCGCCCUCUACCGGAGGGGUGAAGAAACCUCAUCGUUACAGCCCUGCUACUGUGGCGCUCCGUGAAAUUAGACGUUAUCAGAAGUCCACUGAACUUCUGAUUCCCAAACUUCCCUUCCAGCGUCUGGUGCGAGAAAUUGCUCAGGACUUUAAAACAGAUCUGCGCUUCCAGAGCGCAGCUAUGGGCACUUUGCAGGAGGCAAGUGAGGCCUAUCUGGUUGGCCUUUUUGAAGACACCAACCUGUGUGCUAUCCAUGCCAAACGUGUAACAAUUAUGCCAAAAGACGUCCAGCUAGCACGCCGCAUACGUGGAGAACGUGCUUAAAAAUCCACUAUGAUAGGAAACAUUUCAUUCUUAAAAAAAAAAAAAAAGAUUUCUUCCUGUUAUUGGUAGUUCUGAACGUUAGAUUUUUUUUUUCCAUGGGGUCAAAAGGUACCUAAGUAUAUGAUUGCGAGUGGAAAAAUAGGGGACAGAAAUCAGGUAUUGGCAGUUUUUCCAUUUUCAUUUGUGUGUGAAUUUUUAAUAUAAAUGCAGAGGCGUAAAGCAUUAAUGCAAGUUAAAAUGUUUCAGUGAACAAGUUUCAGCGGUUCAACUUUAUAAUUAUAAAUAAACCUGUUAAAUUUUUCUGGA
This is a messenger RNA of Macaca mulatta (Rhesus monkey), 2888 nucleotides long. Lineage: Eukaryota; Metazoa; Chordata; Mammalia; Primates; Cercopithecidae. The record is from RefSeq and is a predicted model, not a curated record.